GAUUCCAGCCUCAGCUCCUGGGAGGAUCAAGAGAGCCCCGCCCUGGGCAAUGGAGAAGGGCCCCCUCAAAAGCAAAGAUGAAAAAGGACACAGCUUCAAGGUCAAGGGGACUGCCCACAGCUGGAACAAAAAGAAGCAGACCAAACUCACCGUGGGCAGCCUGGGAUUGGGCCUGAUCAUCAUCCAGAAUGGACCUUACCUCCAGAUUAGUCACCUCAUCAAUAAAGGUGCUGCAGCCAGUGACGGGAUACUCCAGCCAGGUGAUGUUCUGAUUAGUGUUGGACAUGCCAACGUGUUAGGAUAUACCCUCCGUGAAUUUUUAAAGCUUUUGCAAAAUAUCACUAUAGGAACAGUGCUACAAAUCAAGGCUUACCAAGACUUUAUUGACAUACCCCUGGAAUGGAAAGAUGUGUAUGAUUUAAUCCCCGAGACCAAAUUUCCAGUUCCACACACACCAAAGAAAACGGAGCAGGCAAAAGAUGAGCCUUUUGCAAGCAGAGAUGACCAUGAGGAUGUAGUCUUAGAUAAACGACUGAAGUAUUACAGAUAUCCUCGGUCAGUUUGGAAUCACCCUGUAAGGAUACCGGUAUCAAUCUCCACAGAAUGGCAUGGAUAUAAAAAGAAGGACCAUACUAUUAGUGUUGGCAAAGAUGUUAACUGUGAUGUAGUUAUUCACAAAGAUGAUAAGAAAGAACUGAGGGCCCCCUCUCCAUACUGGACAAUGGUGGAGCGCGACAAUGCCAUCUCCUCCACCUCUUCCUCCUCUGCUGCUUCCUCCAACUCAGAUGCUUUUUGGCUGGAGGACUAUGCACAGGCUGAGAAGGGGGAAAGUCAGAAGGUAUCAAAGUUUGCUUAGGUAUUUGUUUGCAAAUCUGUGGCCACAGAAAUUUUUAUUUUUAAAUAUCCAAUGUAUAGGUUUGUAAAAUUCCUACAGCACUUAGCAACUCUUCUAAGAUUGUA
Molecule: messenger RNA, 960 nt
Organism: Phodopus roborovskii (desert hamster)
Lineage: Eukaryota; Metazoa; Chordata; Mammalia; Rodentia; Cricetidae
Gene: Pdzd9
Product: PDZ domain containing 9
Exons: 4
Coding region: 50-856 (268 amino acids)
Molecular function (GO): protein binding
Source: RefSeq, a predicted model, not a curated record